AUGGUUGUGAGAAAUGCAAGAGGUGGAGCAGAGCUUUUGUUUGAUGACGUUAAAAAACAUCAGGUGACCUUGCCCUGUCAACCAGAGCCUUGGGACAUCAGAAACCUGCUAAAGUGGAUCAAACAGAAUCUAUUAAAAGAGAGACCAGAAUUAUUUAUUCAAGGGGACACCGUGCGGCCAGGAAUUUUGGUGCUCAUCAAUGAUGCAGACUGGGAACUAAUGGGCGAGCUGGAUUAUAAACUCCAGGACCAGGAUAGUGUGGUUUUCAUCUCAACGUUGCAUGGUGGUUGAGCUCUUGGAAUUCAUAAGGACAUAAAACAAGAACACUGGGGGAGAACCCUCAUGUCUUUUUGAACUGUCUGUGCCUCACUUAAGCCAUGGCAAAUCAUUUACACCGUCAUUAGGCAUACAAAUAAAACCCAUGCCAGUGACUGGCCUAGCAUGCA
Molecule: messenger RNA, 446 nt
Organism: Terrapene triunguis (Three-toed box turtle)
Lineage: Eukaryota; Metazoa; Chordata; Testudines; Emydidae
Gene: URM1
Product: ubiquitin related modifier 1
Exons: 5
Coding region: 1-291 (96 amino acids)
Biological process (GO): tRNA thio-modification; protein urmylation
Cellular component (GO): cytoplasm; nucleus
Molecular function (GO): protein tag activity
Source: RefSeq, a predicted model, not a curated record